Messenger RNA from Drosophila grimshawi, 2628 nucleotides. It is a transcript of the gene Oct-TyrR, whose product is annotated as tyramine/octopamine receptor. Bases 138 to 1991 code for a protein of 617 amino acids. NCBI's taxonomy places the organism in Eukaryota, Metazoa, Arthropoda, Insecta, Diptera, Drosophilidae. Gene Ontology annotation, cellular component: membrane. The record is from RefSeq and is a predicted model, not a curated record. Gene Ontology annotation, molecular function: octopamine receptor activity. Gene Ontology annotation, biological process: adenylate cyclase-activating adrenergic receptor signaling pathway. The transcript is spliced from 2 exons.
AACAACCAGAGACAAAGAAGGAGAUUGAGAGAGAGAGAGAGAGAGAUAGAGGGGGGAGGAAGAAAAACCACGCGCAUAAGAGACGAACAGAGCAGAAAAGGACGAGGAGGUGAAUGCAGUGUUAGCAGGAUGUCAAAAUGCCAUCGGCAGAUCAAAUCUUGUUCAUAAAUGUCACCACAACGGUGGCCGCGGCAGCGUUGACAGCAGCCGUUGCCGUCAACGGCACACCAGAGGCGUCCACAGGGAAGGCAUCAUCGCCAGCGGCAGCCAACGGACGCAGUGCCUCAGCAGCAGCAGUAGCAGGAGCAGCAGCGUCGUCAACGUCAACAACAACAGCAGCCCUGGCAGCCAAUUUAUCGGGUUCGUUGGUGGACAGCCUGACAACAGCAACGGCAACGGCAACGGCAACAGCAACAGUGACAACAGCAACAGCAAUUGUCGAGUCAACACAGGAAUGUGGCGCAUUGGCCGUGGAAGAGUUGCAUGUCAGCUUUUUGGGCUUGCAACUGGCGGUGCCGGAGUGGGAGGCGCUGCUCACAGCGCUCGUCCUCUCCAUCAUCAUAGUGCUGACCAUAAUCGGCAACAUUCUAGUCAUACUGAGCGUCUUCACCUACAAACCAUUGCGCAUUGUGCAGAACUUUUUCAUCGUCUCGUUGGCGGUGGCUGAUUUAAUGGUGGCGCUGCUGGUGCUGCCCUUUAAUGUGGCAUACUCGAUACUGGGCCGCUGGGAGUUUGGCAUUCAUCUGUGCAAGCUGUGGCUCACCUGCGAUGUGCUCUGCUGCACCUCCUCGAUACUCAAUCUGUGUGCCAUUGCCCUGGAUCGCUACUGGGCGAUAACCGAUCCCAUUAACUAUGCACAGAAGCGGACAGUGGGUCGAGUCCUGCUACUCAUCUCGGGUGUGUGGCUACUCUCCUUGCUGAUUAGCAGUCCGCCGUUGAUUGGCUGGAAUGAUUGGCCGGAUGAGUUCACCAGUGCAACACCGUGUGAGCUGACCUCGCAGCGUGGCUAUGUCAUCUACUCGUCGCUGGGCUCCUUCUUCAUACCGCUCGUCAUUAUGACGAUUGUGUACAUUGAGAUCUUUGUGGCGACGCGCCGUCGCCUAAGGGAGCGUGCCAAGGCAAACAAAUUGAAUACGAUUGCGUUGAAGACAACGGAGCUGGAGGCCAUCAAUACGAGCAGUGCGGCUGCUGGCAGUAGCUCAACCAGCUCCAAGGCGCGUGCCUUGGGCAGCCUCUGCGGCAGUUGGCUCUGUUGUGGUCGCGAUCGCGCCAACUUCGCCACGCCCAUGAUACACAACGACCAGGAGAGUCUCAGCAGCGAGACGCACGCCCAGCCUGACACAAACACCGAACAACACCAGCACCAACAACAACAACAAACUGUUGUUGUGCUCGUCAAGAAGUCGCGUCGCGCCAAGAUCAAGGACUCAAUUAAGCAUGGCAAGGGGCGCAGCGGUCGCAGAUCGCAGUCUUCUUCGUCUGGAUGUGAGCCGCACGGUGAGCAACAGUUGCUGCCACAAGCCAAUAGCAACAAUGCCGCCACCAAAUCGGAUCAGGAGAUAAGCACAGAGAGCGGCAGCGAUCCCAAAGGUUGCAUACAGGUUUGUGUUACCCAAGCGGAUGAGCAAACGUCUCUAAAGAUGACGCCGCCACAGUCAUCGAUGGGCACGGCUGCUACGACUGUGGUGCAGAAGAAGCCGAGCACCGUUAACCAGUUUAUCGAGGAGAAGCAGAAGAUCUCACUGUCCAAGGAGCGGAGGGCUGCUCGCACCCUGGGCAUCAUUAUGGGCGUGUUUGUCAUCUGCUGGCUGCCGUUCUUUCUGAUGUAUGUGAUUCUGCCAUUUUGCCAGAGUUGCUGUCCCACGAACAAGUUUAAGAACUUUAUCACCUGGUUGGGUUACAUUAAUUCCGGCUUGAAUCCGGUCAUCUAUACGAUAUUCAAUUUGGAUUAUAGGCGCGCAUUUAAAAGACUACUGGGCAUGAAGAUAUGAUGACAUAAUGAUGGACACAAAGUGCAGAUGCCAACCAAAAGAGAGGGCAUAACUCAAAGUUUGUGCCAAAAAUUAAUAUGAAUAUUUGAAGAAACACCUGGGAAAAGUGAUGCUACCAAAUAACUAAUCAUGAAAUUUACCUAAAUAUGGUUUCACUCAUUUGUAUACAAGAUCUCGAAUUUCAUUCAAAAUAAUAAAUGACAUUAAAUAUUUGAACUAAAUGAAGAAAAAAAUAAGCAAUUUCUAUUAGCAAAUAAAAAGCUUCGUGUUACAUUAGCGAACUCUAGUUUUUUACUUAACAACUUCACUUCAAUAUCAAAUGAAUAUAUCUGUUAACUUUAGCUCUAAAAUAAACUCACUUUUUUCGGGUGUUUCAAAGCUUUGGUUUUGCUCAUAAAGAACCCUUUGAAAGGACACGCCUGGGCGUACUUAGCUAAAUGUAAACUGUUAUAUAUACUCAUAGAAAGUGUACUGCGAAAGGGGGCCUAAAUAACCCCAAGGUCAACUUUUAUGUGCACAAACUCUCUUCUCCAAAAGAAAUAUUAAAUAAAAUAUUCAAAACUGGAACAAAAUAUUACCAUAAAAAAGGAGGAAAGCUUCAAUGUAUAAAACGGAUAACAAAAAAUAAGAAAACUAA